Messenger RNA from Rotaria socialis, 5220 nucleotides. Lineage: Eukaryota; Metazoa; Rotifera; Eurotatoria; Philodinida; Philodinidae. The record is from the annotation of a GenBank genome assembly.
AUGACGUCGGAAUCAAUUCCAUCGAAUUUUUCACAUAACGCUCAACAUCAAACAAUGCAUGAUCAAUCAAUUGAUAUGUCUUUGAGUUCGUAUUCAAAAACAGAUCGCAGAACGAGUCGUACUUCUUAUACUCCAUAUUCGACUCUAUCCAAGCGAUCCCAUGAUCUUUUUAAUAUACCAUAUGCUUCCAAUGUUUAUGGUGUAUAUCGUCGCCCACCAUCUAAUAUAAAGUCUCCGCCUGCCACAUACAUUAAUCGAAGUAGAUGUACUAAUCAAGGAAGUAAAUCUUAUCAUUCUCAGCCACAUCAAUUAUCUCAUAGCAUUAGUGAUGAUUAUUGUUAUUCUAAAUAUGACGAUCUAAAUGGUCUUAUCAAUACUAUUUAUGGCGACGAGAACAAGAAUGGAAACGAUAGUAAUGAAGAAAAUAAUUCGAAUAUUUUCCAGUACACCUUCGAUAAUACAGGUGAUGCGACCUUAUCUAUGGCAACAUAUGAAAAUAUUGGACUUUUAAAUACACCUAAUAUUAACAAUAACAACAAUAAUAAUAACAAUAAUCUUGAUCCUUCUUUAUCAACGCCUUCAUCUCGUGAAUCAUAUGAUUAUUCAUACAAUCAACAAGUAAAUUCGAAUUCGUCGAGUAUGCUAAAAGAUCAAUCACAAAAUGUCACAACGAUAAAACGUGAUUUAAUGCCACCAGAAAGCAAAACUAAUUAUUUAACGCCAACUGAUAUGGAUUCUACUCCCAAGUUAAAUGAAACAACCAAACGCGUAAAUAAUACAAAUGGAAAAUUUUCUAUACAAAAAAUGAUACGUCAAGGUUUUUCAUCAUGGCGUACGAGAAAGAAAUCGCCAUCAGUAUCAUCACCUACACCAUCUGCUUUAUCAGCAAAUAUUUCAAUACCAUCUUCACCUCCAGCAUCUAGUGGCCGUUAUGUAAUAACUGAUAUUGAUCUAUCACAAGUUAAACCAUCAGUAACCAAUAUGCGUUCAUUAUCAACUGAUUUAACUGCAAAUCAAACUCCUCCACAACGAAUUAUCGUAACAGAACAAAUUCCUGCUUCGUCAAUUCGAUCAAAUAGUGUCGAUAGUGCAACUGUAAAUUUUGACGGACCAACAAGAAAUGUUCGUGGUUAUAUUCAAUCACCCUGGGCAAAGUCUGCAGCGUUAACUAAUAAUAUUCAAGAAUCGACGUCACGGCAAGAAUCUGCCUCGUCAAGUCGAAUCUUACCGAUGCAAACAACUGAUAAUACAAAAUUUGUUGCAUCUGGCUAUGUGUCAUCAAUGCUAGAAACAACCAAUAGUACAAUGCCGUCAGCAAUGUCAUCAUCAAAUUCAUCUAAAAUUCCACCUCCUGUUGCUCCUAAACCUGAUAUUAAUCGUGUUACACCGAUACGUUCCAAUUAUUUCAACAAUAAUCUUUCAUCGGCAUCAAACGUGAAUACAACUUCAUUCACUCCUGGAAUAUCUAAUACACCUGAACAACGGCAUAUUGCAUUCUCCGAUAAACCUAUAUCGAAUCAAUUUGCUCCUAUCAGUGAUUCAACAAAUGACACCAAUAUUAUGUAUGCUAAUUUUAGUGCUUCAGCUACAUUAUUAAAAGAUAGAUUUCAAGCACAGAAUUCACCUGUGAAUACUCGAAAUUCUUCAUCUCCAACUACUAUACCAAACAGUAUCAAUGAAAAACAAAUUUCGACUACAACAACUAGUAAUGUUUCUUCAUCACCAUCGACGAAUUCUUCAUCUACAGCAAUAAUUCAAACAGCAAAACAAAUUACUGUGCAAGAUAUAGAUACAACAAAAUAUGAAGAAAUUCCACCUAAAGAACCAGAUCUAUCACGACAACCUGAAAAAAGUGCACUAAAGAAACCCAAUGGUCUUAAACGUCGUGUUAUACCAGUUUUUCGAGAAAAUCAACGACCAUCACCACGGCCAAGUCCUAAAUUUCACUCUGCUGCUCUUAUGUCGUCGUCAGCAAAAUCUGUAAAUAAUGAACACAAUCGACAUUUUGACGAUGAUUCUUCAUCUGAUGAAGAAAAUCAUGAGCCAAAAAAACGUUUUGCUAAUGUACAACGGAAUGAUUCAUUAGCACGUUUUCUUAAAGAUCGUCCGUUACCAGGUGAACUAUUCGAUAAACAUAUUCUUGUUAAACCAGUGGAUGAACGCAAAAAUGAACGUGAAACUAUCGAAACAAAACUAGAACGUAAAUUAUCAUUACGACCAAGACCAGAAGAACUUGAAGCAAGAAAUAUUUUACGUGCUAAAACACAAGAUGAAUUGAUUGCAGAAAAAGAAGAGAAAAAACGGUUUUUAAUACGUAAACUCAGCUUUCGACCAAGUAUUCAAGAACUUCGUGACCGAAAAAUUAUUCGAUUCUGUGAUUAUAUUGAAGUAUCCGAAUGUGAUGAUGUUGAUCGACGUGCCGAUAAGCCGUGGACACGUUUAACACAACGAGACAAACAACUGAUACGACGAGAACUGAAUGAAUAUAAGAGUUCUGAAAUGGAAAUUCAUCCAGAAAGUGCAAAAUACACACGUUUUCAUCCACCUUAACAAUUAAUUAUGCCUCCGCCAGCUCAAUCACCCGGUCAGCAACUACCGUCAAGAGAAAGUGGUUUAUUUAAAAAAUUGGUGCGUUUUUAUGAACAAAAACAAUAUAAAAAAGGUUUAACAUCUGCUCGAGAAAUUUUAAAAAAGUUUCCAAAUCAUGGUGAAACAUUGUCUAUGAAAGGUUUAAUUCUUAAUUCUAUGGGUAGAAAAGAAGAAGCGUUAGAAAAUAUUCGUAGUGGUAUUAAAAAUAAUAUGUCAAGUCAUGUUGUUUGGCAUGUUUAUGGCCUAUUUCAAAGAUCUGAACGGAAAUAUGAUGAAGCAAUUAAAGCAUAUAAAAAAGCAUUACAAUGUGAAAAGGAUAGUUUAACAAUUCUGCGGGAUUUAUCAUUAUUACAAAUUCAAAUGCGUGAUAUGGACGGUUAUAAAGAAACACGUCAUCAAUUGUUUAAUUUAAAACCUGGCCAACGUCAAUCAUGGGUUGGUUUUGCUAUGUCAUAUCAUUUGUUAGGUGAUUUUGAUAUGGCACAAAGCGUAUUAGAAGAAUUUCGUAAAACGCAACAAGAUCGUCCAGCACCAGCACCCGAUAAACCAUAUGAUAAUGAACAUUCGGAAUUUUUAUUAUAUCAAAAUCUUGUUUUACGUGAAUCUGGACAAUAUGAUGAUGCAUUACGUCAUAUACAAGUGCAUGAAAAAGAUAUUUAUAAUAAAUUAGAGUUAGCGGAAAUAAAAUAUGAUCUAUAUAUGCGUUUAUCAUCACUUGAUCGUGCUGAAACUAUUCUAAGAGAUUUAAUCGAUCGAAAUCCUGAAAAUAAAAAAUAUUAUUUUAUGUUAGAAAAAUGUUUAAAUUUAACAAAUAAUGAAGAAAAAUCAAAUUUAUAUGAAAAUCUUAUUGAAAAAUAUCCUAGAGCUGAUGCACCAAAACAAAUAUGUUUACAAUUUCAAACCGGUGAAGCAUUUUCAAAGUCUAUCGGAUUAUAUUUACAAAAAGGAUUUCAAAAAGGUGUACCAUCACUAUUUCAAUCCGUUAAAUUUCUCUAUGCAACAUCAGAAAAAAUUCAAUUAAUCGAUUCACUUUUGAAUACUUAUCUUAAUAAUUUAAAUCAAUAUGGAACAUUCGAUGUAUCAUUAGAUAAUGAGCCCGUUGAACCUGCGUCAACUCUUCUUUGGCUUCAAUAUUAUCUUUCGCAACAUUAUGAUCAUUUAGGUAAAUUAGAUAAAGCAUUUGAAUUCAUCAAUCAAGCUAUUCGUGAUACGCCAACACUUGUGGAGCUUUACAUGUUCAAAGCAAAACUUUUCAAGCAUGCAGGCGAUUUUCAAACGGCAGCUUCAUGGAUGGAUGAAGCUCAAUCACUUGACACAGCCGAUAGAUUUGUUAAUUGUAAAUGUACGAAAUAUUUCUUACUUGCUAAUCAAAUCAAUGUUGCUAUUGACAUGGCUGGAAAAUUUACACGAGAAAAUUCAUCGACAUUGGAGUAUUUACGUGAAAUGCAAUGUAUGUGGUUUGAAUUAGAAACAGCAAGAGCCUAUAGACGUUUAAAGAAAUAUGGUGAAUCAUUGAAAAAAUGUCAUGAGAUUGAUCGACAUUUUCAAGAAUUUGUUGAAGAUCAAUUUGAUUUUCAUUCAUAUUGUCUACGUAAAAUGGUGUUAUGCGCUUAUGUUGACAUGCUCAAUCUUGAAGAUCAUAUGAAAGGUCAUCGAUUUUUUCGUCGUGCAGCUGAAAUUGCUGUUGAAAUUUAUAUUCGUCUAUAUGAUCAUCCACUUUCCGAACAAGACAACGACAAAGAUGAAAAUAUUGCUAACAUGUCGGCAGCUGAAGCAAAAAAAUUAAAAAGUAAACUACGCAAACAACAAUUACGUGAACAACAAGAAAAACAAAAACAAAUCGAUGCUGAACGAAAGAAAAAAGAAUUUCAACGUAGUCGAAAUAAGGAUGAUGGCGAAGAAGAAAAAGUCAAAGAAGAUGAAAUUAAUGCUGAAAAAUUAGAACGUUGUGAAAAACCGUUAGAAGAAGCAAUGCGAUUUUUACAACCGCUUGAAGACUUUUCGUCGAAUUUUCUCGAAACUCAUUAUUUAGGUUUUGAAGUUUAUUAUCGACGUAAAAAAUAUUUAUUAAUGUUACGUUGUUUGAAACGAAUGAAAAAGUUAGAUUCCAAUAAUCCAAAAGUUCAUUUAUGUCUAAUGAAAUUUCUUAAAUUAAUCACAGAUGAGCCAAUAAGUGAUGAACGAGUUCGAACAUUAAUUGACGAAGAAUUACAAACUUUUGAUAUUAAACAAGGAAAUUCAAUAAAAAAAGUUGAAGAUAUCAAUAAUGAAUUUAUUAAGAAUAACUUCAAUUCAUUAACGCAUCGUGCUGAAGCCGCAAAAAUAAUGUUUUUGAUUAAUCCAUCGAAUAAUCUCAAAAUUAUGGAAUUUCUUACAACAUUAGAUACAAAUUUCACGAACCAAAAUUUAAAAACUUGCACAACCAUAUAUGAAAGUAUGCAACAGGGUGACUAUGGUCUUGUUGAGAAUUCAACACUUGAAAAAUAUCGUAAUGAAUGCCAUCGCCUUUGGCCUCAAGCAAAUAUAUUUCAAGCAAAUCCGCCGUUAACUGCUGAUCAAUCUCAAUCACUACCGUCUCCUUAUUCUUCACAUGAUACUCAAGCAAACAGUGGUAAUAGUGGAGCAGCAUAA